AUGGCACGAAUAGUUCACAAAUACAGCCUUUUCAUACUCUUAUCGUUCUUGAUAUUGCUCUCUUACUCCACUUUAGCUAACUCGAAAAAUAUAAAUGAGAAGAAACCAUGCAAGAGAUUUGUGCUGUACUACCACGACAUCCUUUUCAAUGGCACUAAUGCCUCUAAUGCCACAUCAGCCGCAACUACAAAUGACACAAAGCUCGGAAAUUUUAAGCUUGGAAAGCUUGUGAUCUUCGAUGAUCCCAUGACCAAAGAUAAUCACCUAUUAUCUCCCCCGUUGGCUCGAGCACAAGGGUUUUACUUCUAUGAUAUGAAGACUACAUAUAAUGCUUGGUUUUCAUACACGUUGAUUUUCAAUUCUAGUGAGCAUAAAGGUACAAUUAAUAUUAUGGGUGCAGAUAUGAUGGAUGAGGAGACACGGGAUCUUUCAGUUGUUGGUGGCACAGAAAUUUUGGCAUUUGGGAAUUGGGUCUGUAGAAACCGAUUUUUGACGAAUUGGGUUUGA
Lactuca saligna is the source of this 507-nucleotide messenger RNA. Lineage: Eukaryota; Viridiplantae; Streptophyta; Magnoliopsida; Asterales; Asteraceae. The record is from the annotation of a GenBank genome assembly.